AUGUUUCCAUAAAGUUUCUUGUGAAAUCAAAUUCAAUAAUAAAUAUGAGUAAAUAUAUCACAUAUUAUUUUAAAAUCAUAUGACUAAUAAUACACGAUUUUUAAUAAAAAAAAUUCAAACAUGAAACAAUAAAUACUAAGUUUUUUCAAAGAUUUUUAAAUUCAAUAAAAUACAUAAAUAACCCAAUAGUUAUAUUAUUAUUAUUUUUAAAAAAGAACUUAAAACAAACAAAAAAAUUAUUAGAUUGAUCAUAUACUAUUUCGGUUUCAUGUAGUACAAACUUGAGAAAUAAAUACCAAAACUUUAUAAACCGGAUUAAGCACCAAACUUACAACGAUUCUCCGGUUAUAGGAUGGUUUCCGGUUAGUCUUCAGCUCAAAAAGAAAUUGUAAUUAAAGGCCCAAGUUUCCGUAGCCUACAAUAAAGCGAACUUGUAUAAUGGGCUCAAGAUGGAGUAGCUAGUUAAUGGGCCGUGUCUGUCCGGUACGACCCGAUUCCAAAAGAAGACCUAGGUUUUGUAAUAGCGAAGUUGAAAGAUUUCAAAGCUGUCAACUUUCCGACCAAAAGUGUUUUGUUCUGCUCCGCCGUCGCCGCUAAACCCUGAAGCUAAACCUUAAACCCUCGUUGAGCUCUCCUGCUUUAGCUGAGGGAAGGAUGAAGUACCCGAAAGGUGGAAGCAUCAAGAGAGGCGGUAAAAAGGGUUCGAAUGACAGGGAUCCAUUCUUCGAGCAAGAGACGAGGAAACGCAGGAAAGUCAGUUACGAUGACGAAGACAUCGAGUCUAUUGAAUCCGACGCCGAAGAGAACGGCUUUGCGGAAGAUAAGAGAGAAGCGGAGGAUGAGGACGAGUUUGCCGAUGAGACGGCGGGAGAAAAACGGAAGAGAUUAGCGGAAGCGUUGCUUAAACGAACUAGAGAAGCUAGGCAGAGAGAGCGUGAAGAACGUGAUGACGAUGAUGAUGAUGAAGACGACGAUGAUGAUAUUGUCAAGACUUUGAUGAAGAAGCAGCAGGAGGAAACUGGUAGGGUUCGAAGAGCCAUUGCAUCGAGGGUUCAGGAGCCGCUUAGUAGCGAUGGGUUUAGUGUUAUAGUCAAGCACAGACAUUCUGUUGUGUCCGUUGCUCUGUCUGAUGACGACGCUAGAGGCUUCUCAGCUUCGAAAGACGGUACUAUCCUCCACUGGGAUGUAUCCUCUGGGGAAAAGGAGAUUUACAAAUGGCCAAGUGAUGAGAUUUUGAAGUCUCAUGGGAUGAAAGUGAGGGAGCCUCGGAAUAAGAAACACAGCAGGGCGACUCUUGCUUUAGCUGUUAGCUCGGACGGUCGUUACUUGGCUACUGGAGGAGUUGAUCGUCAUAUUCAUGUAUGGGACGUGCGGACCAGAGAACAUGUCCAGGCCUUUCCAGGUCACAGGAAUACAGUUUCGUGUCUAUGUUUCAGAAACGGGUCUACGGAGCUCUAUUCCGGUUCGUUUGAUCGUAGUGUCAAGGCGUGGAAUGUAGAAGAUAAAGCUUUUGUACAGGACAGUUUUGGACACCAGGAUGAUGUCCUAGCCAUCGAUGCGCUAAGAAAGGAGCGUGCAAUUUCGGUUGGAAGAGACAGAACCAUGCAAUUACACAAGAUGCCUGAGCAAGCUCGUAUGAUGUACCGUGCACCUGCAUCGUCUCUUGAGAGCUGCUGCUUCAUCAGUGAUACUGAGUACCUGUCUGGUUCGGAUAACGGAACUGUUGCACUCUGGGGAAUGUUGAAAAAGAAACCGAUAUUUCUCCUUAAAAAUGAACAUUCCGUUACCAUUAAUGAAAAUGGUGAUCAUGAUAAUGUGGAGUAUAAUAACUCAUGCACAGCAAGUUCUUGGGUCAGUUCAGUUGCUGUUUGUAGAGGUAGUGAUCUUGCUGCAUCUGGAGCUGGUAAUGGUUUUGUGCAUUUGAUGGCUGUUGAAGCAACUGCCCUUCGACCUUUAUUCAAGCUUCCUCUGUCUGGAUAUGUGAAUUCUAUGGCUUUUGCAAAAUCCGGCAAGUUUCUGAUCGCCGGUGCUGGACAGGAAACGAGAUUUGGAAGAUGGGGAUGCUUAAAGUCUGCGCAGAACGGCGUCGCUAUACAUCCCUUGAGGCUGUCAUAAGAAUUUCGGAAGGGUUGUUACAUCUUGAAGUUAUGUAAAGACCUACAAGUCUUUUAAGCUCUUGUAGUUUUUACUCCCUUUUUGUAUGUUUUGUUUUGUUGUACCCAUUGCUCUUUAUACAAUAAAGAGAGAUUUUUUACGUUUUUUGAGGUUCUGAUGAAUCAAAGUCGGGUAAAAAUAAAACCAGAGAUACAAAAGACUUGAAGAUUUAUUACGGUCCGAACACAGCUUUAAGAAAAUCUUUAUCGAGAGCCAGACAGCUGAUGAAAGUGGCGUUCGCAAAAAGUAAGAAAAAAAAAACAAGCUGCAUGAACGAAUACUCUAUCUUUAAGCUUGAGAACUCUAGAAACAGUUUCUUAAGUUUCUGUCAAUAGCACUUCUCAAAUGUCUCUCAGUCUCGGUUCUGUUCCAUUCUGAAUA
Messenger RNA from Brassica rapa (field mustard), 2535 nucleotides. Its product is annotated as U3 snoRNP-associated protein-like YAO. Lineage: Eukaryota; Viridiplantae; Streptophyta; Magnoliopsida; Brassicales; Brassicaceae. Gene Ontology annotation, cellular component: small-subunit processome. The record is from RefSeq and is a predicted model, not a curated record. Gene Ontology annotation, molecular function: protein binding; U3 snoRNA binding.